AUGGAGAGUCAUGAGAAUAAAUUUAAAAGCAAAGCAAAAAUUACUAACAUACCCAGAAAGCCAAGUAAAUUAGGCCUAGAAACCCAAACCUCUUUAAAGAAUGCAGAAUUGAGAAAUACACUAGAGUAUACAAUAUAUAAUCAGAUUAAAACCUGGAAAGAUAAUAAAAUAUCUAAUAAGGAUUUGGAAGAUCUAGAUGGAAAGUAUUUGGUAUGUAAUCUCGAGUUUGAUGAGAAAAAAAAUGUUAAUAUUGACAGUAAGCAUCAGGAUAAAAAGAAAGUAAAAGCAAGCAUAUUAAGUCCAUUGAUGUUUAGUUUUACUAAAAAAGAUGCUACCAGUUUAGAAUUGAAAGAAUCUUUUGAUGAUUCAAAUCAUAAAACUGAAAAUUAUAUUAAUAAAUCUUACCAUAAUCAAUGUAAUCUUGAGAACUCGAAAAUAAAACUUUCAAUAGAAAAUUUACUUAAAUUGAAUGAAAUACUAAGAAUGAAUUUAGAGGGUGAAACACCAACUGUUGUUUCAUCUUCUGAAACUCAACUUGAAUUAGAUCAAAGUACUUGGGAUGAAUUAUUUUGUGAUGUUAAUGACAAUUCUUCAAAAAUUGAUUUUCUUGAAAAGUUAACAGAUCAAAUUACAACAAGCAUUAAGAGCUUGAUAAUGGGAGAGGCAUUAUUGGGAGCUGAUAAUGCAAGGCAAAUGCUUAUAUUUGAGUUGAAGUCACUUCAGAAAUUGUUUGAUGAAGAUAAACAAGAAGAGAUUUCCAAAUCAAUUGAAUGUUUGUUAGCUCAGACUGGUUCUGAUCAUGAUAUUAAGAUGCUAAUUUUUAAGAUUGAUCAAAUUAGAUCUGCUUUGAAGCACUUUAACCUUUCAAAUAGGUUUCAAGAUUUCAAUUUUGGAUAUAAUAAUUUACCUAAUGAUGAAACAGAAAUUGGUGAAAGGAUACUACAUACAAAUCAAACAAGUAACUUUUUUGCUAAACAUAAAUUGCUCAAGAUUAAUAAGUGGCACAGACAGUCAAAUCCCUCAUUAGAAAAACCUACAAGCAAUAAUGCAAAUGGAGAAAGUAAUUUAAACAAUCAUCACUUUUUUCUUCAUCAUGAUGGUCAUUCUCAUCACCGUCAUAUUCUUUCUCAUUAUAAGUACCACCAACAUCGAAAUAUUAGUAAUAACAGCGAAAAAGCUUCAGAAUUUGGUAAAAAAGAAGAAAACUUUGAUCAUUCUCCUAAUGAACUCGAUAUCCAACCAUUUUCUCCUAAUAAUAUUGAUGGUUGGAAUAUAGAAUAUUCAAAAGGUAUUUCAUUAUCAUAUAAAAUAGAUUCAUCUUUAAAUGGACAGCUAUCUAUAAAUGUGAUCAUAAAGAGUGAUAUUAAAUGUAAAUUAAUUAAUUUAAUUACCAUUUUAAACGAAGUUGAACUUUCAAAUAUGUGGGUGCCAUAUAUGUCUUAUUCAAAAUGUUUCUACAACUUCAGCCGUGUAAGCAAGCUAGUACAACAGGUUUACGAUUUACCUUGGCCAAUAGGACAAAGAGAAAAUAUUAUGUUUUGCUUCGGAGUAGACACUUUAAGAGAGCACAACUGUAUCAUGAUUUCUUGUGGGGACCCUCAAUCUUCGAAAAAUAAAUUUUUUGGAGUAAAUAUUCCUGAUCCACCUCCAAAAGUACCUAGGGAAAAGUGUAGCUAUCUCUUAUUCAUUCUAACUCCUUCAGACAAUGACAAAUUUCUCACUACUCUAGAGAUGUUCUCCAGCUUUUGUGUGACAAAAUAUGUUCCAGUUAAACUAGCAUCAUUCUUAAUUAAAAGAAUGACCAAAAAAAUGUAUACAGACAUUACAAAUUUAGCCUCAAAUCUUAAUGGCUCCCCUUAUGAAACUGCUUAUAACAAUAAUUUGCAACUCUAUUCAUGGCUAGAUAUGAAAUUAACACAACACUAUGAAUCUAAGCAAAGAAAAAGUGAUUAA
This is a messenger RNA of Cryptosporidium ubiquitum, 1953 nucleotides long. RefSeq lists its product as uncharacterized. The transcript has a single exon. NCBI's taxonomy places the organism in Eukaryota, Apicomplexa, Conoidasida, Eucoccidiorida, Cryptosporidiidae. Bases 1 to 1953 code for a protein of 650 amino acids. The record is from RefSeq and is a predicted model, not a curated record.